Molecule: messenger RNA, 1168 nt
Organism: Melanotaenia boesemani (Boeseman's rainbowfish)
Lineage: Eukaryota; Metazoa; Chordata; Actinopteri; Atheriniformes; Melanotaeniidae
Gene: arf1
Product: ADP-ribosylation factor 1
Exons: 5
Coding region: 188-727 (179 amino acids)
Biological process (GO): intracellular protein transport; vesicle-mediated transport
Cellular component (GO): plasma membrane; cytoplasm
Molecular function (GO): GTPase activity; GTP binding
Source: RefSeq, a predicted model, not a curated record
CCUUCAACCACAGGGGGCGACUCAUCAAGGUCUGUGAUCGCGGAAGUUAAACUGGACCUCUGACGUGUCAAAUUGUCGCCAUUUUCUUGCGUAAAAGGAAACGCCUUGAGGCAGAGAACCACACCAACCGUGUUUUUGAGGUUUAUUCUACUUUCCUUGUCAGAAGAAGGUUCCAUCACCAGCCACCAUGGGGAAUAUGUUUGCAGGGCUCUUUAAAAUGUUUGGAAAGAAGGAGAUGAGGAUACUCAUGGUGGGUUUGGAUGCUGCAGGAAAGACCACCAUUUUGUACAAGCUUAAACUUGGAGAGAUUGUGACUACCAUUCCCACAAUAGGUUUUAAUGUAGAGACGGUAGAGUACAAGAACAUCAGUUUCACAGUGUGGGAUGUCGGUGGUCAAGACAAAAUCCGACCACUGUGGCGUCACUACUUCCAGAACACACAGGGUCUCAUCUUUGUUGUGGACAGCAAUGACAGAGAGCGAUGUGCCGAGGCCCGUGAAGAGCUCUUGAGAAUGUUGGCAGAGGACGAACUGCGUGAUGCUGUGCUAUUAGUGUUUGCCAACAAACAAGACCUUCCAAAUGCUAUGAAUGCAGCAGAACUCACAGACAAGAUGAAUCUUCACUCACUGCGUAACAGAAACUGGUACAUCCAAGCAACCUGUGCCACCACUGGAGAUGGUCUCUAUGAAGGACUUGAUUGGUUGUCUAAUCAGCUCAAAAACCAUUAAUAAUUAGAGCAUUUCAAAUACUAAUCUGCUGCACCCAAACCUUGCUCUUACACUUAAGGUUAACAGAGUUACCCCAUACUGGAAGCGGCCCUCACCUUAGUUUUGAUCACAUGUAUAUGGGCCAGUAGUUGUGGUGAUCUAUACUUGUAAAGCUUUUCCUAUCAUGCUUUCUUAUUUGAUGUAACUAAAUAAAUUUGGUAAUUGGCCUUUUUUAUUGCACUCUUUAAAAUUCUAUUAUAGUUACGCUCUUCCUGGCUGUCAGGCAGCCAUGCGUGCAUUGAAUAAAUAAAAGGGAGGAAUGGUAUUCACCAGCACAUUUUAGCCCCAGGACAUCAAUGCAAUCCAGUGACUUUUACAGUCAGGUACUGUAGAGAGUGAUCUUUGAGGGGCUUUUCUUUAAAAAAAAAUAAAAAAAAAAACAAUUAUACACUGAUGCACUAC